Prunus avium (sweet cherry) is the source of this 2187-nucleotide messenger RNA. Lineage: Eukaryota; Viridiplantae; Streptophyta; Magnoliopsida; Rosales; Rosaceae. The record is from RefSeq and is a predicted model, not a curated record.
AUGAGCAGAGCACCCCUAUUAUCCACUCCUCUCCCCGGCGAAGAACUCAUCCUCUACCUCUCGGUUUCGGCAACGGCACUUAGCUCUGUGCUCAUUCGCAAGCCGAACGGCAUCGAACUCCCCAUUUUCUACAUUAGCCAUGCUUUGCAAGACGCUGAGAUUCGGUACCCCGAGCUCGAAAAACUCGCCUACGCUCUCGUCCUUUCAGCACGCAAGCUUCGGCCAUACUUUCAGGCUCACAGCGUUACCGUCCUCACCAAUCAGCCUCUGCGCCAGAUACUCCAGAGACCGGAGACAUCCGGUCGGCUAGUCAAAUGGGCCAUCGAGCUCGGCGAAUUCGACAUCCGCUACCACCCUCGUCCUGCCGAGAAGGGACAGGCUGUAGCCGAUUUCAUCUCUGAGUUAACCGCGUCCGAGGGGCCAGUUUCGAAGGACGCCGCAUCCGAUUCAUCUUCGACGGUACCAGUCGCCCACCCGACCGAAGGAAUCUUUAAUCCGUCGAUUCCCCUUUGGACUCUCUACGUGGACGGUUCGUCCAACCGACAGGGCAGCGAAGCCGGCUUGGUACUCAAGGCCCCUGACCAGACAACCAUCGAAUAUGCCAUCAGAUUCCAAUUCCGAACUUCCAACAACGAAGCCGAAUAUGAAGCUUUGUUGGCGGGCCUUCGGCUCGCCAAAGAAAUGGGCGCUCAGCAACUGAGGAUCUGUAGCGACUCACAACUUGUCGUCAACCAGAUACUGACUGAAUUUGAAGCCAAGGACACUUCGAUGGUUGCCUACUUGACACACGCUCGCCGUUUGCUACACCACUUUACUGCGUACCAAGUUCAACAGAUCCCCAGAUCCGAGAACAGCCACGCCGAUGCUCUAUCACGUCUUGCAUCGGCGAUCGACGACAACAUAGGGCGCCAUGUGCCGAUCGAGGUCCUCACUCGUCGCAGUACCACCGACCUCGAAGUACACGCCGUUCGGCAGGAUCCAAGUUGGAUGGACCCUAUCCACGCCUACCUCGCCAACGGCACGCUGCCUGACAACAAAUCUGACGCAACGACUAUCCGCCGCCGAUCGGCACGGUACCUCCUUCUGAAUCAGAUUCUCUAUCAGCGCCGUUUGCUACACCACUUUACUGCGUACCAAGUUCAACAGAUCCCCAGAUCCGAGAACAGCCACGCCGAUGCUCUAUCACGUCUUGCAUCGGCGAUCGACGACAACAUAGGGCGCCAUGUGCCGAUCGAGGUCCUCACUCGUCGCAGUACCACCGACCUCGAAGUACACGCCGUUCGGCAGGAUCCAAGUUGGAUGGACCCUAUCCACGCCUACCUCGCCAACGGCAUUGCCCAAUGGGGUUUAGAUCUCAUCGGCCCUAUGCCCCAGGGAAAGGGACAGGUCAAAUUCGCCAUCGUCGCCGUCGACUACUUUACCAAAUGGACCGAAGCCGAAGCUUUGGCAACAAUCACUGCAGCCAGGGUUGAACAUUUCGUAUGGAAGAAUAUUAUUUGUCGAUUCGGCCUCCCGAACGCAAUAAUCACCGACAACGGAAAGCAAUUCGACUCCUCACAGUUCCGGCACCUAUGCCACCGAUUUGGCAUCAACCUGUUCUUCGCCUCCCCAGCGCAUCCACAGUCGAACUGCCAAGUCGAAGCCAUCAACAAGAUCAUCACGAAGACGCUGAAGAAAAAGCUUGGGACGGCUAAAGGAGCAUGGCCCGACCUCCUUCCGGAAGCACUAUGGGCCAUCAAUACCUCCUACCGACGGUCGACUGGCGAGACGCCAUUUUCCCUUGCCUUUGGUUCCGAAGCUGUUGUUCCAGUCGAGAUCAACGCACCCUCGUGCCGAACGGCAUCUUACGAGCCGGAGCAAAACGAAGCCCAGCUCACUCUCAACCUGGACCUCAUUGAGGAACACCGUUCCCAGGCUCAGCUUCGGAAUGCUGCCUACAAACAACGGACUUCCCGCUACUACGACUCGCGCGUCAGACGCCGAUCGUUUAAGGUGGGGGACUGGGUACUACGUAAAAUCUCCCUCGCCACCAAGGACUCCAACGAAGGCACCCUUGGUCCAUCUUGGGAAGGUCCUUACGAGGUUGUCACCAUCUGCCGCCCAGGAACAUACCGUUUGCGCGGUACCGAUGGUCAAACCCUCGGCCACCCUUGGAAUGUAGCACAUCUCAAAUAUUACUAUAAGUGA